This is a messenger RNA of Desarmillaria tabescens, 1644 nucleotides long. RefSeq names its product glycosyl transferase family 90-domain-containing protein. The transcript is spliced from 6 exons. NCBI's taxonomy places the organism in Eukaryota, Fungi, Basidiomycota, Agaricomycetes, Agaricales, Physalacriaceae. The record is from RefSeq and is a predicted model, not a curated record. The coding region runs from base 1 to 1644 and encodes 547 amino acids.
AUGCACGAAUUCCUGUCGAAUGGGCUGCUUGAAGUCAAUCCAGAGGGCCCGCAUCCUAUCUACCAGCUCAUCGAAUUUUCGGAGAAGAAGUGGGAAGCCAAGCUCCAGCGAGCGAGUAAGACCCUGGACGAAGCGGUCGUCGAAUAUGAGCGCCGGUAUAAACGGGCUCCUCCUCGUGGAUUUGAUAAAUGGUGGGAAUAUGUUGAGAAGCACAACGUUCAGCUUCCAGACGAGUAUGAUCAGAUAUACCGAGACCUCGAGCCUUAUUGGGGCGUCAGUCCAGUUGAUCUAAUAAGGAUCGUCAGCGAAUGGGAAGGUCACGACGAUACCUUUACUCUUGGUAAAGAGGAAGGUCAUCGUAUCAGACUUGUCAACUAUACUAUCCGCGACCCCAGCACCCACGAUCACAUCUUGAGUGGUACCCGCAUGCUUAGCGAACUGCUCGAAGACGUCGACGAUUUCCUACCGCCCUUCCGCGCCGUUUUCCAUCCGCAUGACAACCCUGAGCACGUUACUGACUGGGAACUGCGGGAAAAAAUGCUCGAACACGCUCGUGCAGGAACUUAUAUCGAUGUCGACAACCCUGUUGUACCCAUCAAAUAUGACGGAUGGAUCUCAGGCUGUGACCCAACUUCCCUCGCCCGGAGAGAUCCCAUCGACUUUACAUUUAAUGUAUCCUGGCCACUACCGCCACCUGACUCUCCCAAAACCUUCAUCUUCGACCACCGAAAGGCAAUGGAUCCUUGCCUGCACCCACACAUCCUUCGCGAGCACGGACAGUUCCUCCCCUUCGGUAAAGGACCCAUUCCCUCCCGCCACAUGCUCCCUUCCUUCGCUUACUCCCAAACCUUACUGCAUCACGACAUCACGAUUGCACACAGGGCCAGCUGGUUAGGCGAGCUCUCUGACGAAGAGGCCGUCGUAUGGGAGAAGAAGACUGAUGAUCGACUGCAGUGGCGAGGCCGUACAACGGGGAUUUCUCUCGUUCGGGAUAUGGAGUGGCGUUUUUCGCAUCGUAUACGGAUGAUGGAUUGGGUUGAGGGGGGUAUGGAUGGGAACGUGACGAUUUUCGCACCACCGAGGUCGAGAGAGGAACGGGUGGGGAAGGGCGAAGUGGUUAGGAAGGCGAGGUAUGGUCCGGCAAUGCUUGAUAUGGCGUUCUCGGAUGAUCCUGUACAUUGCGAUCCUGAGGUUUGCGAGGCUCUGGCGAAGUCAUAUGAGUUUGCGAAACAGCAGUCGCAGAAGGAGCAGGCAAGGUACAAGUAUAUUUUUGAUGUCGACGGCAACGCAUGGUCCGGACGUUUUAAAUGGCUCUUGUCAUCUCAUGCGCUCAUCUUCAAGUCAACUGUCUAUCCCGAAUGGUUUACAGAUAGGCUCAUGCCAUGGGUCCAUUACGUCCCUAUACAAGUAGACUACUCAGAUCUCUGGGACGCACUCGUGUUCUUCCAUGGUGAUCUGAAGGGGGACAACGACCGUGAAGAUCUCGCAAGAAAGAUUGCUUCCGCCGGCCGGAAUUGGAGUCGCACCUUCUGGAGAAAGGAGGAUAUGACUGCGUAUAACUAUAGAGUGUUCCUGGAGUACGCCCGGAUUAUGAGCACAGAUCGGGUCGCAAUGAGCUAUAACCAUUGGGAGAAGUCAAGGUAG